Molecule: messenger RNA, 1182 nt
Organism: Diorhabda carinulata
Lineage: Eukaryota; Metazoa; Arthropoda; Insecta; Coleoptera; Chrysomelidae
Product: juvenile hormone acid O-methyltransferase-like
Exons: 3
Coding region: 213-1019 (268 amino acids)
Source: RefSeq, a predicted model, not a curated record
AAUCAUAUAUUAUUUAACUGUCACGUAUAACCUUGAAGAUAUUUACUCUUUUACAAGUAAUUGUGGUAAUUAUUGAUCAUUAUUGUUACAUAUAUCUAACAUCAAUUAUCUAGAUAACUGGAUUCCAAAUAUUUCAUAGUAUUUAAUUGUGAAUUUACACAUAAAGGCGAUUUAGUAGUCGCGUUAUUGAAGGUAUCUGAACCAACCUUAAGAUGAUUCCUGAGAUAUGGAUGAAAUAUAACACUGAAUCUUUGAGACUUGCAUUAAGACACGUGAACAAAUAUAAACAUCUACUUAAAUGGAAGGAAAAUGAAUCUAUUUUAGAAAUCGGUUGUGGAGAUGGAACUAACGCCAAACAGGUUAUACUACCUAUUCUGCCUAAGGAUUAUAAAGAAUUUCACAUUUCAGAAAAAGAACCCGAUUUCGUGAAAUACAUUCAACGGAAUGUUACUAUACCAAAAUUUAAAGUUUUUAAGCAAGACAUCGUUGAUGAUGAAGUUCCAAAGGAGUUGGAAAAUAGGUUUGAUCAUAUUUUCGGAUUUUUCGUCAUGCAUAUGUUAAUGGAACCAAGAAAAGCGUUGGAGAAUAUUCACAAAAUGUUGAAACCGGGUGGACAAACAUUUUUAAAUUUUUUCGAGUACACUCCAGUAGACGAUGUAAUGAAAAAAAUGGAACGUCAUCCAAAAUGGGGAAAAUACCCACACGCAAUGAAUGCUUAUAUGAACCAUGAAAAUCCGUUAGAAGCUUACACGAAAGAUUUUAUAGCAGCUGGAUUCGAAAAUGCAACUUAUAAUACCGAAAUUGAAACGUGUGAAUUUGAAGAUCCUUAUUGGAGAGAUUUGUUUCUAUCAGUUAAUCCAACAGUAUCUAAAAUUCCUGAAAAUGAGAAAGAAGAUUACUUCAAAGAUUUUUUAGAAGCUUGCGGCAUAACUGCUUCUCCACCAGUCAAAAAACCUGAUGGGAAAUUGGUCAGAGAAUUUCCAACCAAGUUGUUUGUAGUAGUUGCUGAUAGGACUUGAAUGAAGAAUAAUUUUUAUUACAAAAUAAUACUACAAAAAAAAGCGUUUUCGUAGUGGGAAAAUUAAGCACCAAAAUGUACUAACUCUAAUAUAUUUCCGACUGUAGGAUGUUUUUAUAUAAUUUCAAAGCAUAAAAAUUGCAAUAAAUAUUGAUUUCUCAAAA